CGUCCCCUCAUCAAAAAGCAUCUCCGAACCUAUCCAAGUUUUAGCUUGCAACUCCUUCACACGUGCGUCGGGCUGCCUGCAGCACGCUAUAGACUAUCUCGUCGCUCUCCGCACACUUGGCUGCACCCUUCUCGAGCCGCCCGCCGUCCUCAUUCCGCUCCUCCGCAUCAAGCUGUUCCGUAUCGGCCCCACGAGAGUGCCGAAGUACCUUCCUGUGCUGUGUUCUAUUGUCUACCCCCAGCGCGUUUCGCUGUCUCCCCCAUCUCCCGCUCCGCUUCGACUUCGUCCACGCUACUCCUCCCAUCAUAUGCAUCUCCAAUGUCCCCUCUAUAACCAAUCAACCUUACCCGCUGCCAUCGCGAUUUCUCCUAAACCAUCGCAGCUGGCCACGAUGAGUCAUAUUACUCCAAAGCGGGUUGUCCUCCGAUAAAUGCAGCGUACCGGCAUGGCUCUAUCAGGAGGCUGGAUCAUCCACUCGCUGGAAGCGACGCCCGCUAUCCUCACCGAAGAAGACAUAACGACAGCCUCGUUAGGAAAGAUCACAGAAUUCUACGAAGGAGUCAAGACGUUAAUGCUGAUAAGACUAGGGGGCUUGCCUCAGGACCUACGGGAAGAUCUCAUCAGUCGUCCGGCGCUUGAUUUCUAUGGCAUCCCCUAUGCAGCAGUUGAUUCAGAGAUGUACAGGGAUAUAGGCUGGGUAGAGGAGUGGUCCCAUGCGGUCACUGAAGUCAGUAUCCGGAUGCGCGGGUAUCCCAGGGAGUUACGCAAGCAGCUAAGGCAAGUCGCUGUCGCAGUACGGAUACCGUCAGGUCGGCAAGCCAUUGUCGAGAAAGAGAAGAUAAUAGAUACGGACCUAGCGUUCCUCUUUCUCGACCUCCCGAAGAAGAUUCGAUAUCAAGUGUAUCGGCAUCUGCUUGUUAAAGAGAAUAUUAUCGUCUGUGAUUGGGCUGCUGGAACUGAUGUUAAGAGCAUCAGGAGACGGACAGAUUACGACGUGAGAGUUGGAAAAGACCAGAGACGCACUACGUAUCAAGUUCGUGCUAUGGGAAAGAAGCAAGAAAUUGAUUUGGCGAUUAUGAGGGUCAACAAGCAGAUUGCAGAUGAGUCUGCAACGGUGUUCUAUGGCGAGAACACCUUCCAGUUUCUGGGCUGUAUGGACUCAGCGCUGUCUUUUCUCCAUGACCACGCUCGACACUUUGAUACGGUGCAGCGGGUUGAGAUUCGAUAUUCAUGCAACGUCGCCGCCUCAUUCAAGGGAUGCUACAACCUGACAUGUCCUAUCCCACUCGUGCCACUCACCUGGCCUCAUUCGUUCCGAAAACUAGUCAACUUCCUCGUCCACUGCUCCCGAGGCCUUGUUGACUUCAAACUCAUCCUCGACGACACAUUCUGGGAAGCCACCCCUUGGGAUCCUAGUGAUCCUCGAGGUUCUGCUCGCAAGGUCUUCUUCACGGACAACCUCUGCAAGCCACCACGGGCAAAGAAUUUCUCACCGACCGAAGCCAUCCAAAAUGGCAAUAGUCCCAAAUUCGUCGCGCGGAAUUUCUUGCAACACAUCGCUCGCUUAGGUGGGGUCAACAUCAUGCUAGACAUCGAAGGCUGGAAUAAGAACGCGGAACGACGGCGCUUUGCUAGGGAGCUGAUGGAUGUCGUCGUGCAGCACACGCUGCAGAGGCCAUAUCUGGCUGAUGAUGCGAAACCAGAAUGUGUCUGCCGGACACGGUACUUGAAAGAGUCCUGUAUCUGGGAUCGAGAUGGAAAGCCUGCGACAGGCGGUAUUUUGCCGUUUGCCGAUUCUAACGCCAUGCGCCACAGCUAA
This is a messenger RNA of Trematosphaeria pertusa, 1819 nucleotides long. RefSeq lists its product as uncharacterized. NCBI's taxonomy places the organism in Eukaryota, Fungi, Ascomycota, Dothideomycetes, Pleosporales, Trematosphaeriaceae. Bases 431 to 1819 code for a protein of 462 amino acids. The transcript has 5 exons. The record is from RefSeq and is a predicted model, not a curated record.